Molecule: messenger RNA, 1928 nt
Organism: Durotheca rogersii
Lineage: Eukaryota; Fungi; Ascomycota; Sordariomycetes; Xylariales; Xylariaceae
Product: major facilitator superfamily transporter
Exons: 11
Coding region: 208-1749 (513 amino acids)
Biological process (GO): transmembrane transport
Cellular component (GO): membrane
Molecular function (GO): transmembrane transporter activity
Source: RefSeq, a predicted model, not a curated record
UCCUGUCCGAAGGUCGUCGUAUUUUCACAACCAAUCCGAUAAAGCAAAAACCCUUACUCUUUGUUCUCUCCUACCCCGCGGCCGUCUACCGUCAUACCAGCCAGCACCAACAGUCGGCGGGAGAGCGCCUCGACGCCUCUCCGUCUCCCCGCCCCUCCCAGCCAGGAGAGACCCGCACCCUCUCGGAGUCGAGCCAUCUACUCCAACAUGGACAUAUCCGGCGCUGGCGCCAAGGAAGCCGUGCAGGAAAAGCUCGGAGGCCCAGGUGAGGCGGCCGUCGCGAGCUUGGACGAGAAGUCCCCGGGCCUCGACAGUAGCGACCCGCUCUAUAUCGAUCCAGACCUCGAGAGGCGAGUGAGGCGCAAAAUCGACCGUAACCUGGUGCCCUUGGUCAUGGUCCUUUACCUGGUCGCCUUUCUAGACCGCUCCAAUAUCGGCAACGCUGAGACAGCCGGCAUGAGUAAUGACCUUGGUUUCGAUGACCCCCAUUACCAGUGGCUGUUGACUAUCUUCUACAUCCCAUACAUCCUCUUCGAAUGGACGGCCUUGAUGUGGAAAGCCGUGCCCCCUCACAUCUGGGCAUUUAGCUGUGUGAUAGUAUGGGGUCUUGCCGCGACCCUCCAGGCCGCGGCCUUCAACUGGGAGGGCCUGAUGGUGUGCCGCUUCUUCCUGGCGAUGGCCGAGGCGGGCUUCGGGCCGGGCGUGCCGUACCUGUUAUCCUUCUUCUAUAAGCGGCACGAGCUGGGCUUCCGGUGCGGCCUCUUCGUGUCGGCCGCGCCGCUGGCCACCACCUUCGCUGGCGCGCUCGCCUACGGCAUCACCUCGGGCCGCCCCGCACGCCUCGCCAACUGGCGGCUCCUCUUCCUCGUCGAGGGCCUCCCGUCGGUGCUGCUCGCCUUCGUCGCCUGGCGCUACAUGCCCGACGCCCCCGACACCGCCCGCUUCCUCACCGACGACGAGCGCCAGGUCGCCAGACUCCGCGCUAUCCAGCAGACCGGCACCGAGGGUACGCAGCGCGUCGGCCAUGUCGACGUCAGGGAUGUCUUUGCCGCGCUAGCUGACUUGAAGACUUGGAUCCCGCCCUUGAUGUAUUUUAGCUGCAACGUCUCCUUUAGCAGCCUGCCGGUAUUCCUGCCGUCCAUCAUCCAGAGCAUGGGGUUCACGGCGAUCAACUCGCAGGGGCUCAGCGCGCCGCCGUACUUCCUGUCGUUCCUGGUGUGCCUGGGGACGACGUGGGUGGCGGACCGGACGCGGCAGCGGGGGCUGAUGAUCGCGGGGCUCUCGGCGGUCGCGGGCGUCGGGUACGUGCUGCUGGCGACGUGCGCGGGGGUGGGGCCGCGGUACGCGGGCGUGUUCCUCGCGGCGGCCGGCGUGUUCCUCGCGGCGGCCGGCGUGUUCCCGGCCAUCGCCAACGUCCUGCCCUGGACGCUCAACAACCAAGGCUCCGACGCGCGCCGCGGCGCCGGCGUCGCCCUGCUCAACUUCGUCGGCCAGUGCGGACCCCUCCUCGGCACCCGCCUCUUCCCCACCCGCGACCGCCCCUACUACGUCCCCGGCAUGGCCGUCUGCGCCGCCUUCAUGUUCUUCAACGCCCUCCUCGCCCUCGCCCUCCGCGCCCUCCUCGCCCGCGAGAACCGCCGCUUCGAGGCCCGCGACGCUGCUGCCCGCGCGGCCGGCGCCGUCGAUCCGAGGGCUGCCGCCGGCGUCGGCGUCGAGAACGACGGCUACGGGUUUCGGAACUUCCUGUGACGCUCGCCAGGUGACCGGGUUGGUCGGGGGUUGCCGGGUCGGCACCGGCCGAGGAGGACGGCGGCGGGAGAGAGUGGGUUUUAUGGGACAGUUGCCCGGCCUGCCACCGAGCACGUGAAGGCCUUGCUUGCACUCGUCCCGGAAGCCAAACGAAGCUGCCGGCAUUCUUACUUACCCAU